AUGCGGCUUUUCUCCGGCGUCCUCGAUUCUUCUUCCGCGCUUGCCUCCGCCGUCCUGGGCUCCGUGUCCGACCGCCUCGGAUUCUCGCGCGUAUUUUUCGGUCGAACGAACCCCUCGAGCAUGCCGGCUCUCGCUUGUGAAGCCGCUGCCUCGUCUUCUGCGGCAGCCGCUGCCGACGCCUGCGCCGGCGCCCAGAAACCAUGGCUCUUCGUCGGUCUGGGGAACCCCGGGCGGAUGUACAAAGGCACUCGGCACAACGUUGGCUUUGAGAUGAUUGAUGCUAUUGCGGAAGCUGAGGGCAUUUCAGUCAGCAGUAAACAAUUUAAGGCGAUUGUCGGAAAAGGCCUCAUUGGUGAUGUCCCUGUAAUGCUUGCCAAGCCACAGACUUUUAUGAAUGCAAGUGGUGAGUCUGUGGGACAGCUGGUUUCAUACUUCAAGAUACCACUCAAUCAAUUAGUUGUGAUCUAUGAUGAUCUUGAUCUACCCUUUGCGAAAUUGCGUCUGCUGCCAAAGGGGGGACAUGGUGGACACAAUGGGAUGAGGAGUAUUAUUGACCAUUUGAAACAAAGCAGCAAUUUCGCACGUCUAAGGAUUGGCAUUGGACGGCCACCUGAGGAGCUGGGUGCUAUCAGUUUUGUUCUACAGUCAUUCACCGAGCAAGAAAAGGAAGAGCUUGAAGUUACGUUCCAAAGGGGCUUGCAAGCAGUAAGAAUUAUGGUACAGGAAGGGUUCAACAAGAGUGCACAAUUUGUGAACACUCCUCCACAGCCACCAGAAAUGUUGAAUAGAUGA
Messenger RNA from Miscanthus lutarioriparius, 792 nucleotides. The record is from the annotation of a GenBank genome assembly. NCBI's taxonomy places the organism in Eukaryota, Viridiplantae, Streptophyta, Magnoliopsida, Poales, Poaceae.